AUGAAGAAUCUACAGAAGGAGCUCGAUGAAGUGAAAAAUGCCAUGAAGGGAAAGACAGCAAUGAACCUGGAUGGCAUGCUUAAACGGACAGAUUUGCUCUUUACAGCUAGUGUUUUGGAGUGCCCCUUGCCUCCAAAAUUUCGUCUACCACAACUAGAAUUCUACCAUAGCACGAAAGACCCCCUCGACCAUAUAGGGACCUUCAAGACCAUUUUGAACCUACAGCAGACCCCAGACGAAGUUAUCUGUAGGUCCUUCCCUGCCACCCUCAAAGGGGCUGCAAGGGUCUGGUUUAGCAAGUUGCCAACGUCUUCUAUAACAAAUUUUGAACAGCUUAGUGACUCGUUCGUCCGUCAUUUCAUUCGUCACAAGAGGCCAACCUCUUUCUUGUUAACAGUAAGGCAGCAGGAAAGGGAGAGCUUGAGGGAUUAUGUGGAGCGAUUUAAUAAGGCAGUAUUGGAGAUUAACGAAGCAGAUGAUCAAGUCAUCAUGACAACCUUCCAGGCAGGGCUUAACAACCCUGACCUCAUCUUUUUGCUAGGAAAGACGCCCUCAACCUCCAUGACGGACCUGCUGUUCAAAGCCCAGAAGUAUAUGAAUGGGGAGGACGGCCUUACGGCCAAGGGGCUAAUGGGAAAACGGAAAAAGGAGGAGACUGGGGAGUCCCAUGGUAAAAAGAAGGAUCGUAAGGAUUUGUACGCAAAGGCUAAGACCAACAAGAGUAGUCCUGAUGCCCCGAAGAAAAAGAUGAAUUUGACCCCGUUAGUUAUGCCUGUGGAAAAAAUCCUAAUGCAUAAAGGAUGA
Quercus robur (English oak) is the source of this 804-nucleotide messenger RNA. RefSeq lists its product as uncharacterized. The record is from RefSeq and is a predicted model, not a curated record. The coding region runs from base 1 to 804 and encodes 267 amino acids. The transcript has a single exon. Lineage: Eukaryota; Viridiplantae; Streptophyta; Magnoliopsida; Fagales; Fagaceae.